Messenger RNA from Copidosoma floridanum, 4881 nucleotides. RefSeq lists its product as uncharacterized. Gene Ontology annotation, cellular component: Dbf4-dependent protein kinase complex. The record is from RefSeq and is a predicted model, not a curated record. Gene Ontology annotation, molecular function: nucleic acid binding; protein serine/threonine kinase activator activity; zinc ion binding. Gene Ontology annotation, biological process: positive regulation of nuclear cell cycle DNA replication; regulation of cell cycle phase transition. NCBI's taxonomy places the organism in Eukaryota, Metazoa, Arthropoda, Insecta, Hymenoptera, Encyrtidae.
UCAAGUCUUAACUUGAUAGGUGAAUAGAAGGAGAAGGAAGGAGGGUGCCUUGCCUAUUAAAAAGCUGUAAGUAGUAUACCUAUCGAGACUACCGAAGCCCGUGCAUGGAUUCAAGGAAGAAUAAAUGUUCAGGGGUUUCAAUCGUCGCAGUACCUUAAAGUAAAAGAGCUGAGCUCGAACAAUUGAGAAUAUUGAGAUCCGAGAGGUACAAGUUCGCGUCAAUCGAGGAUGGGCAGAGAAGAAGCCCACGUCGAAGAAGCGGAGACGACGACGACGAACAGCUUAGUGCUGCUGGUAUGAUGGGACCUGGACAAAAGCCAAUCCGGAGGACAACUAGCACGACGAGCACAAGAACAUCGACGACGACGACGACGACGACAAAUUCAGCAACGGCUUCGGCGACGAAGACGCCGACGAGCGCCGCUGCCUUAGUUCGGAUUCAUAGAGGACCUAAACCACUGGAGGGAAAUCAAUUUUACUUGGAUAUAAAGAACCACGCUCUUUCUUCCAAGCUAGAGGCUAAAAUCAAGGAUCUCGGUGGGCUGAUCGAGCUUUUCUUGGUGAAAAGCGUCACUCUAGUGGUCACUGAUCGCAACGACAAGUCGACAAAGUCGAGCUGUUCGCCUGGCACCACUGCUAGUACUCCCACAACUCCAGCAAGCGUCACCGCGUCGACGCUCAGGUCCAGAUGGGCCGACACGAGCGGAGGCAGCGGGGGCCCACCCUCGCUCAUGAGCCUCGAGGCGCCGACGCCGACAACGCCAACGACACCUUACCGCAGUGUUGAGGGGCCCCUGUCCAACUCAACAAACCAACGAGGCUCUGCUACCCAGAGAUCGAAGUCCCGGGCAGAUGCAAUGUUGGAGCGGGCUCUGACACAGCCGCAACAGUGUUCAGUAGAUCCGCUCAACAACGCCCAAAAGUGGGCCAUACCCAUUUGGACGAUUCACGAGUUUUAUUCUUGGUUCGGCAAAGUUGAGAAAGCGGCGAAAAGCCCGCUCGAGACCAAGCAAAGUGGCACCAGCAAGCAAGUUAAGGUCAAACAUUUGAAGGAGCCGUUCAUCAAGUUUGAAUCCUAUCGCAGGGAAACUCGGCCUGUCUUUGUUGAACUAAAAUCCUGGCCUACCCUGAACUUUGAUGGUGAGCCGGGUAGUUGUCCGUUUGACCUAAAGCGCAGAGAAAAAAAAGAGGUUCUUUGCGCCAACAAAGAGAUCAAAGAAAAUAGAGAAAAGUGCUUUAAUCCCGACUUAUCAAAGGGCAAAGACAUGACUCGCAGGCCUUGCGCCACAGCAACACGCGCUCGCAAAACGGAAAAUACUGGCCACUGCGAAAUCUGCCGUAUUGAUUACAAAAAUUUGUCCAAACAUCUGCAAACUGACCAACAUCUCAACUUUGUGCGUAAUGAUAAAAACUUUUUAUCUCUGGACAAUCUGAUAAGUACGGGAGCGAGCGUCGAAGCCUUUCUCAAAAUCAACAUAUCGAAAGAUGUCAGCAAAGACUGCAGUCUGUUCUCCAGUCGGGAUAGCAGCCUCGAGAAUGGUCUCUCACUGCCAGACGAAAAGUGGGGAAAAAAAGACAAAUCUAGUUUAAGCGAGUAUAGUGUCGAAGACAUAAGGAUGAUGCAGUGCAAUGGUGCUAGGAAAAAUUCAAAGCUUGAUUCUGCGCACAACCUGAGGACGAGGGCCAAACACGAAAGUGGUCAUUUACUGAGGUCCAAGGGAAAACCACUCGAUGAAAAUGCGAAAAGUGAUAAGCCCAGUGAAAAGUUCAUCAUCACUAAACGUGCGAAAGGGACUAUAUGGAUAGAGGAGGAUGACUCCGAAACCGAAAAAGAUGAAAAUGAACUAGUGAAUUACGAUGGAAAGCCGCUGUUUAGUAAAACUUGUGAAUCAGAAUCGAAGAGCAAUGAAAGUGAUAGUGAAGAUCCAAAAAAUGUCUCGUUAAACGGUGUUAUUAAUAUUGAAACUGUUGAAUGUAAAUAUGUAGGUAGUAGUCAUAGUAAAGUUACUAAUAAAGACAGUGCAUUUAAAGACUCUCUUUUGGAUGCCAGUGUAAAGACUAAAGUCAAUGGCUAUGAAGAAAAAGACAAAGCCACUCAACCCGUGGAAGUUGUUGAUGGUGCUGAUUGUAACGUUAAAAAAGAUGUGAAUAAUGUAGAUGAGCACAUAGACUCGAUAAGUAACGCGGUCAACAGUGUUAAUAAUAAUGAAAAAGUGUUAGCUCUUGACAAUGAGGAUACUAAUUCUGUUAAAAGUUUGAACAAAGACGAUCGAGGAAGGUUCAAAGUUGCAAAAAGAGGCGGCAGAACAUACAGAGGUCGGCAAAGAUUAUCAGUUGAAGAGAGAUUGAUAGAGGAUAAUAGGGAUUAUUAUAAAGUUGAGGUUUUGGGUAAUAAACUGAGAUCUAGUGCAAUUCCAAUUAGUAACCAAUUAGCGGUGUCACCCUCGAAAGAAAAUCAAACUGAGCAAGCAAAGCCAGAAGAAGGAGACAAACCAUCAAGUGAGAAACCAGUUGUGGUGCGUUUCAAACGCGUGAGAAAAUCGGAAUUGUCUUUGCUGAGUGUCGAAGCAGAAUCUUUUAUGUUUGGAGACCCAAGGCGCGAUGACAAUUUCAGUGACGAAAGUGAUGGUGAACAAAGUAGUAUUUUACCUAAAGACACUGAAAGCGAUGGGGAAGAAGCUGUGGAUUCUAUAGUAUUGAGCUCUUCGCAAGAGAGCAACAUUACUCCAAAGCAAGAAUUCAUUGAAGAUGAUUCUCAAGAUUCACCAGCUUCCAAGGCUAGGAAAAAGAGGAGGACUCAGACUGAAGCUUUGUUGAAGGACAACACUGAUUAUUACAAAUUUGAAACACCCGGAAGUAGAUUACGAUACCAAGCUCCUUUGACUGGCAUCUGCGAUCCAGAAUUGGAUGGGGGAGAUCCAGAGCUGGACCCGAAUUCAAGUAUUGUUCCAAUUAAGGAAAAAAUCUACCCGUCCAAGCCCUCAGCAGAGGUCGAAAAGAUGCACUACUCCUUUGAAGCCGUGCCGAAAUCCGAACCUUGGUAUCGCACCUACGAGCGUCAAGACAAAGGCGAUGAAUAUUAUUACAGCGAGAGCGACUCGCUGAAGCCAUUUCUGCUGCCGUACGAAAUCGAAAACUUCCACGAGAUAUUGCAAAAAAAUCUCGCCCAGAGCGGAGCUCAUCGUAAACGCGGUCGAAAUCGGGGCGGACACCUGAACAUGGGAGUUCGAUCACCGCGCAAAAGUCCGCGAUGCCAUGCGUCUACUUUGGCCAUCAUGUCGACGAUCAUUAGAAGGAGAGAGCAACAGACUACGACGUUGAAUACAAUCGAUGAGGAGGGCAAGAAGGCCAAUAACGAAACUGCCAAACCCGAUAAAAAAUCUUCCGAAAAGUCUGAUGUUGACGAGGAUCUGAAACAGCUGGCCCAGAACAUCGAUAACAUGCUCAGCGACGGAGUGGACGAACUGGAACAGCUUGUUGCGGAUCAGCCGAAAAAUAUCGAAGAGAGUAUUCUGCCCGAGGCUCGUCAGAAAGGAGCUCCGGCUGAUCUCCUGGAGAUACUAGAACACGUUGGAACGCUAAAUGGUUUCGAGAACUCGUCGUGUGCUAGUUCUGAGUGUGGGGAGUUGAGGGGAGACUCUUUGCUGAAAACGCGAAAGAAGAAGAAGAGGAAAAAUAAGACUGGCUGGCCGGGUAACAAGAUGCGGAGGAAAAUGCACAUCAAAAAUUUGACCGAGGAACUGCAAAAGGAACUUCAAAAGGAGCUGCAGAUAAAGGAAUCGGAUUUCGAGAAUAGAUCCGUGGAAGAGGCAGAAGAGAGUAAGCCUUCGAACGAUGAGCGGGAGGAAGAGGAGGAGGAUGAGGAGGUGACGCAAGAGACACAGUCGUUGCCUGAGGAAGAAAUUUACGAGAGCGAGCAAGAAACGGGCAAGGAAAACGAGCCAGUUCUUAAUUUACCGGUUGAAAAGGAAGACAAUGAAAGUAGGGAGAGUAUAGAGUACAAAGACAUUAGUCAGGAGGCCAGUGGAACGGAGGAAGUGGAUGACAAAUCUGUACUGAAACAAGUUUCAAGUGAAGAAGUGACUCCGCGGAAAAAGCGCACUGAGAGCCCUGACAAGUGCAUAGUCAAAGAGGUCGAGAUCGAAUCUCAGGCGGUGAAAGAUUUGAGGUACGCGGAAAACAAAAGCCUAGCGUCGAGCGAAGACUCCGAGGCUUCUCUAUCGAACAACGAGAAUCUAUGCUCAAAGGACACGAACGCGUUAGUGCCUCACGAGAAACGUUCGCCCGUCAAGUUCAAGCGAAAACGCCAGCGGAAAAACACGACUUCCUCGGAGACGUCUAACCACGUCGAGGUUGAGAACCGACGUCAAAGCAGUGUUACCUCGUCGUCGAAGAAACAAAAGCAGGAUAGCAAUGAAACUCGCGAGCUGACACUGAGCACCGGCAGCAGAAGUAAAAAGAUGGUAAAGAAACUGAAGCACAACGACAAGACUUUGAGUAACGAGAACUGCAAAGAGGAUUUUUUAUCCGUAAACGAAAGGCGGAGGCCCAAAAGGCCGCGAAAAAAAGACAGUCUCGCGUCCGAGCUGCAAAACGGUGAGUUUGAACAGUCGGGUCGAGUCUCGCCGUCGUCGGAUGUCGAUCAGAGGCGAUCAAGUAUCGACUUUCAACCCGUCGUCAGGGUCAUGAAAAUCGAUCACUCGGUCGACAUGGACAACAGUAGUGUACUGUCUGUGACAGUGGCGAGCAAUCGGCGCUUGAGAAGCUCGGCAUCGUCGCCCAAGUCUAACAUGCAGCCGCCAAAGAAGCGAUUUAAAAACACUUCCAGUAGGCGGUACAUAUCAGGACUUGGCAUGAAGAAUAGUUGAAAAAGGAGGAUAA